This is a messenger RNA of Podospora pseudopauciseta, 2795 nucleotides long. RefSeq lists its product as uncharacterized. The transcript has 3 exons. Lineage: Eukaryota; Fungi; Ascomycota; Sordariomycetes; Sordariales; Podosporaceae. The coding region runs from base 1341 to 2795 and encodes 484 amino acids. The record is from RefSeq and is a predicted model, not a curated record. Gene Ontology annotation, molecular function: N-acetyltransferase activity.
GCUGGCCGAGCCAAAUCUCCAGCAGAGCCAUCACUAAACUGGAUCCAAUCCGCCAGAUCAGGCGUCUGUGUUGAGCUGCUCAAUUCUCGCUUCUUCCUCGAUAACAAGCCAGAAAACCUAUUGCCGGCUGUUGUAGUCUUGCGGUUGCGAGGUGAAGCAUUGCCCUCGGGACUGCCACGACUAUUCCUCCGUACCAAUCCUCUCCCAGUCUCUAGUAUUCUGGUUCCCAAACCAGCUUUAGACGAAGCGCUGUUACUGUGUGAGAUCGGUGCUUCGGGGUCUCCUUGCGCAAGGGCGUGCUGGCGAAUCUUUUCGUCAAAGCUGCUGUCGGAAAUGUUGCUUCGGAGCGACCGGGCACCAAGGCCCACUGACAAACCGACCCUAUCCUCACCUACCGCAUCCGUGGAUUUGCUUGUCAUUGUCCUGCGAUGUUGGGUCCCGAGUGCUCCGACACCAGGCAGCUUUGACGUGUUCUUCUCGCUGGAUUCCCGACGUGAGCGCCAUGUUCGUGGCGCGGGACUUGGGGAUCCUCGGGCUGCGGCCUCUUCCUCUUCUGUGGCCAAGCGGUAGGCAUCUUCCAUCGUAAAUUUGCCUCGAUGUUGGGCAAGGCGAGGAAUUCUUGUGUUGUUCGGCGAGCCAACUCGGCUCUCAGCGGGCGCGUCGGCACCGGCAGGUCGGGUUCCAUCAUCAUUGAGGUUUGGACGAGAGAAUAGACUCCUCCGCUUGGAAGCGCUUGUAAUCGUGAGCGGGGCGAUCGCACGUGUCGUCUGCGCAAACCGGUGGUCGGGUUUGUCCUUGUCGCGGUCCAUGGUGUUGCGCCUCAGAGUAGGUAGGUAGGCCAAGUGUCCGAGUGUGAGAAGGGCGAGGGACAGGGUGAAUUGGUCAGAUGCUGGACGGAGAGGCAGCGCGCCCUUGAAGUAUCUGUAUGUGCCCCUAUAUGUAUCGUCGAAAUGAUUGAUGGUUGGGCGACAAGGGUUGAGGCGCGAAUGCGUUGUCACAAAGAAAGCUCGACCAGAUGAAUCAUGACAAGGCGCGGAACACAUGAGCUGGAAUUUGAACUGCGCGGGCGCGCAUGGCGGGAAUGACAGUUGUAAUUGCAGCCCAAUUGUCAAGUGAGAGCCAUGGAAUCUUCAAGGCUGCUUGCCAAACUGGACGUGGAUGGCUUGGCGCGUCGACGUAUCCACCCCAUGCAGGGCUGGCCGUGCUGGCCUGCGCUAGCGCCGUGAGGCUGUCCUGGUCCCCCGCAAUGCCGCACCCCGUCCCGCCUUGCACUCUGGGCUGGCUUCCGCAUUGGCGGGUCGUUUCAAAGUCUGACCAUUUGAUCCCACAAACAUCUACAUAUGAUGAAGACCGGGCACCGACAAGCCCGAGCCCUCGGGCCGUGUGAAAGAUACUCUUCAUCGAGGCACGCCCUCGGCUUUUACAAGUGCGUGAUCAAUACUUGUCGUUACACAGUCCCCACAUCCGGAGUUCAAGGCCAGUCUGUCUAUGAGGUGUUUGAGAGAGCUCUCGCCAGCGUGGUUCUUGACAUUCCGUCGCUGAGGGUGGGUAUAAAAGAUGAGGAAACAUCCAGUCCAUAUUUUGUAUUCCUAUCAGCCAUCAACCUCCACUUCCACCUCGAAUACCACGAGGUAUCGAAGGACCUCGACGUUGAGCUUAUCCAAAAACUGGAGCAUCAACACGAUCAAUACUUUCCUGAUAUCUCGAGCCGGCCUCCGUGGAAGGUGAUCAUUGUUUCCACCCCUCAUCCAGCAAAUGGAGUCCUUACCUUUGAUGUCAUCUUCGCAGUGCAUCAUUCAAUAGCGGACGGCAGAAGCACUGCGGCUUUUCACACCAAACUCCUUAAUGAGUUGACCUGCCCCUCAGUGCGCCCGAUACAACUUUCCGACCAUGUUCUAAGCCUCCCGCCCAGCCAGCAGCUCAGUCCCCCCCUGGAAGAGGCGGUGGCUUUCAAACAGUCCUGGGGUUUUGUAUUGGGUACUCUUUUCAGAGAGCUCGGUCCCGCCUGGCUUUCAAGACCGUCGAAGGCAAUCCCAUGGACUGGAAAGCUAAUCACCCCCGAGCCCUUCCAAACAAACCUUCGCCUGAUUGUAGUUCCUGCGGAGGUGGCGCCAUCUGUUCUCGCUAUAUGCAGACAACACGGCACGACACUGACACCCUUGCUUCACUCGCUCGUACUGGCUUCUAUCGCCAAGCUUGUUCCCGCCAAAGAUGCCCAAGCAUUCUGCAGCUCGACACCAAUAGAUCUAAGGCCCUAUAUUUCAGACCAUUCACCAAGCGGAAAGCCUGGAGCUCUCUUUGGAGUUCUAGUUACCACCCAGGCGCAUCAUUUUGAGUCACAUGAGAUCCAUGGGGAUAGGGACGAGGACGAUAUUUGGAAGACCGCAGUCAGCCUAAGGGGUCGAAUGAAGAAACACCUAGAGACUGUGCCGAAGGACGAUAUCAUCAGUAUGCUGAGCUGGGUCACAGACUGGAGAAAAUAUUGGCUUUCAAAGAUCGGUAAACCGAGGGAAACGACAUGGGAGGUAUCUAACAUCGGGUCGAUUCACAGCAUCCCAGGUGGAAGCCAUCUCCAGCCAGGCUGGCAGAUCCGUCGCUCAAUCAUGUCUCAAGGAGCAAUGGUCGCAGGAGCCGCGAUAGGGGUCAACGUCGCCGGGGUUGCUGGUGGAGAUAUCUGUAUCAGCCUGAGCUGGCAAGAGGGAAUAGUCGAAACGGACUUGGUCGAGGGAAUGGUGCUAGACCUGCAGCGCUGGCUCGGUCAGUUGGGUCGCGGAGAGAAGCUUGCCUGGAAAUAG